AUGAGACCAACAGCCAGAGCGCUCAUGGCAGCGGCCAUGCAAUCGGGCAACAGCCUCAAACCGACACCGAUGGCGCUGCUGCCCCCGAUUUAUUUGUACCGGCGGUUGCUGAGGGCGCACAGGAAGCACCUGCCGGCGGAGAUGAGGUUGUUGGGGGAUGAGUAUGUCAAGGCGGAGUUUAGGGCGCAUAGGAGCGUGGAGAAUCCGGUUCAUUUGAUCGGCUUUCUCACGGAGUGGCAGCUGUACGCGCAGAAGGUUGAGGGGGAUGCUUGGAGGGGGGAGAAGUUGGAUGAGGGGAAGAUUCAGAAGAUGAAUGAUGAGCAAAUCGGGCAGUUGUAUGAGCUUAUGCAGGCGAUACAAAAGAGGGGGACAGAGGGGAAUGAGUCGUAG
Messenger RNA from Podospora pseudocomata, 390 nucleotides. It is a transcript of the gene ACU17, whose product is annotated as Bifunctional NAD(P)H-hydrate repair enzyme. Gene Ontology annotation, biological process: mitochondrial respiratory chain complex II assembly; succinate metabolic process. The coding region runs from base 1 to 390 and encodes 129 amino acids. The record is from RefSeq and is a predicted model, not a curated record. The transcript is spliced from 3 exons. Lineage: Eukaryota; Fungi; Ascomycota; Sordariomycetes; Sordariales; Podosporaceae. Gene Ontology annotation, cellular component: mitochondrion; mitochondrial intermembrane space.